Molecule: messenger RNA, 2213 nt
Organism: Pocillopora meandrina
Lineage: Eukaryota; Metazoa; Cnidaria; Anthozoa; Scleractinia; Pocilloporidae
Source: the annotation of a GenBank genome assembly
AUGAGUGCUAUUGAGAACCAACGUCUCUUAGAGAAGAUGGCAGAAUUUGACGCAAAGCGAGAUCAGCACCCGUUGUUCAAGGUGACAAGACAGUAUAUGCGCAUGGUAAUGGAGAUGCUUCAAUUUAUCAGAGCAGUACGUAUGGGUGACUGGAAACUACACCUUCAAGCCCUGCAGAUCUUCACCAAAUACACCAGAUCUUCUUCGCGCAUGAUUGCUUGAACUAUGCACGAAUGGUACCACUGUAUCUAGCAGAAAUGAAUUCCUUACCCGAAACCGAUCCAGAUGUCUACGCCGAGUUCCUUUCGGGAAACUGGGUUGUAAACAAAAACACCAACAUACCAUUCUGUGCACUUGGUGCAGAUCAUGCGCUCGAACAUGUCAAUCGUUCAAUGAAAGUACACGGAGGGCUGGUAGGAAUCACACUUAACCAAACUGCACGGAACAAGUUUUUUCUCAUUGCUCCAGAAAUGGCAAAUCUUUCAGGGCAAGCAAAGGAUAUGGCAGGAGUAGCUUCUAAGAUCCAAACGCGACAUCACAACCAUACGCCAGCUGUACUUUCCCGAGAAGACAAGAACAUCAAAGCGUUGAUCGAGACCAUUGAGACCUUCACCAACCCUUUUGCUGAUGAAAGCUCUGAUCUCUUCAACCUUGUUACCAAAGUGGUAUUGCCUGAUAACAUCAAGGCAGACCUGUGCAGUCAAGCUGCAAUAGGACAGGCGUUGUUUGAUACAUUUGUCAAAGAACGCAUUCAAUCUGAGAAGGUAAACAUUUGGUCUACAUUAAAGAAUCGUAAGCUUUCCACGUGGAAAACCAAUGCAAAGAAGAUGAAAGUGUCGACAAAGGAGACGGUGGUGGAGCUGCAGGAAGACCGGUCCCUGUUUGCCAGGAUGAUGAUGGUAUGCAGAAGUCGCCCAGGUAUUAACGUCCAGGAGACUAUAGGAAUGUAUGAGUUUGCAUUAGUGCCCAGGUCAAUGUUUGCGGCAGAUGGAUCCAUGCUGCGUUGCUCUGCUAAAAGUGCGCUUAUGGCUAUAUUAGAGAAGCCCCCAUCCAGAUCAGCCGAUCAGAGAAGCAUUAGUGACGGCACAACAACAAAUGCAGCUCAGUCGCAUUUGAAAGUGAUCAUCAUUGAUGGUAUGGCAGAGCUCCAGUGCCUAGACAAGCUGGAAUGGGUGAAGAACUGCGAGCAGCUUGCUAUUCACUUCGUCGACACAAUCGAACAGAAGUAAGGCAGGAAGGAUGAAAUUCGCCUGAUUUUUGAUUGGUAUGACUUACCCAUGUCGUCAAAAGAAGCCACCAGAGAGAAAAGGCAAGGAGGACAGGAUCCCUUCUAUUAUCGAAUCACAGAUUCCACCAACAUCUCAAGAGUUUCGAUGAAGAAGCUUCUGCCGCAUACGAAGACGAAGAUGGAACUCACCACCUACCUCGCAGACAAAGCAUUCAGGCACUUCAGGGGACAGAGUGGUCGGCGAUUUCUUGUUGCAUGGGGCAGUGAAUGUAAGGCGACCUUCAAAGAUGUUGGAAAUCUUCAGAGCAACCAAGAAGAAGCGGACACAAAGAUCAUCCUUCAUGCCGUUGAUGCCACAUCGGAUGGUGCAAUGGAGAUCCAUGUCCACUCCCCUGACACUGAUGUCUUUGUUCUUGCUUUAAGACGGUUUCCAGAGCUGUGUAGCAAUGUUUCAUUCGUUACAGGAAAGGGGCGCAACCGCAGAGAAAUUAGGCUAGAACCAAAAGUUCAGGCUCUCGGGGAAGCCGGGACAGCUGCUCUUCACGCGUUCCAUGCACUCAGUGGAGCAGAUAACACCGGAUGCUUUUCAGGCCAUGGAAAACCUUUGUGUUGGAAAGCAUUUCUGAAUGUUGAUGAAGAUGUUGUCAGAGAGAUGGCCAAGCUGGGAACAACAUUAACACCAUCUGAAGAAACCAUAAAGGCCAUUGAGAAGUUUGUUUGCGAACUCUAUGUUCGAAAUACAUCGCUUACCACCGUGAAAGAACUUCGAUGGUUGUUAUUUCGUAAGAAGCAAGCACAGUCAGAAAGACUGCCACCAACCCGAGGUGCUCUUCUUCAAGCUGUUCUACGAGCCCACUAUCAAGCUAUUGUUUGGGACAACGAUGUUGUGGCAAACCCUAACAUUCCGUCUCCUGAAAACUAUGGGUGGGAGAAAAGUGACAACAGAUGGUUUCCAGUAAUGACGAGGCUGCUGCCAGCAGCAUAG